Drosophila busckii is the source of this 551-nucleotide messenger RNA. Its product is annotated as protein PXR1. Lineage: Eukaryota; Metazoa; Arthropoda; Insecta; Diptera; Drosophilidae. The record is from RefSeq and is a predicted model, not a curated record. The transcript has a single exon. The coding region runs from base 84 to 503 and encodes 139 amino acids.
AAUUCAACAUUUGGAACAUUUUGGGACGCAUAAAUUAGGCAAAAUUAUAUUUCAAAUUUUUUGUAGCUACUUUGCAGACUAAGAUGAGUGACUGUGAUGAGAAUGGUAAAUCGAAAACUUCGCCGCAGGGUUGCCCCAAGCCCAAGUCCUGCAGGCCACCACCAGCACAGCCCACAUGUCUGCCACAGCCCACUCUCUGGUCGAAGCUCAAUUGUGUGCCAUGCAAUCGCUUGUUCUUCUUCUUUCUGGGUGCAGGCUUAGCGCUGUGGUAUGAUCAGCAUCAGCAGGAGGCAAAGAAAGCCGAAAAGGAGAAAGCCAAGCAAAACCAAAAGUCGCCCAAGGAGCUAGAGAAGGAGCGCAAGGAGAAAGAAAAGCAGCAGAAAGAAAAAGAAAAGCAGCAGAAAGAGAAAGAAAAGCAGCAGAAAGAGCGCGAGGCUAAGGAGAAAAAGGAAGCAGAAAAGAAAGCCAAAGAGGAGGAAAAGAAAGCUAAGGCGCAAAAGUAGUAACAGACUAGAAACAAUAUUUAAAUAAAUACAAUAAAAUGUACAGUG